UCGCAGAGUGGUCUCCCGCUUCACGCGACUGUUGCUGCGGUCAACAGAUGAGAUACACACCGUAAAGACAGUCGUGGAUGAGCGCAAAACACGUUACGACGCUCCGCUAUAAAUGUUCUCAUUUGUAUCUGUUGACAUUUGCUUUUUCAGACUUCGUUUGAGAUUGGCUCAUCCAGGCUGAAGAGAGAGAGAGAGAGAGAGAGAGAGAGAGAGAGAGAGAGAGAGAGAGAGAGAGAGAGAGAGAGAGAGAGAGAGAGAGAGCGGUAAAGGAGGAGGCCACUCCUUUGAUAAACUGCGGAUUAAAAAGCUCUCUUCAUCCAGCUGUGUAAUAUUUACAUUCAGCAGAUGUGUGUGUUCAUAAAUCACUAGAACUGUGUGUGUGCGCGUGGAUCUUCCUGGACAGCUCGCGCUUAUUAUUAUCCUCGUGUCGGAUCUUCAGAGACGAAAUAAUGUAAUGUAACCUGGCAACACGAAUGCAGGCCAGAGUUGAGCAGAUCCCACAGCAGAAGCUCUAAAGUGACGUGAACCCCACACAGACCCAGCCAUGCUGGAGGAGGACAUGGAAGUAGCCAUCAAGGUGGUGGUGGUGGGCAACGGGGCGGUCGGCAAGUCCAGCAUGAUCCAGCGAUACUGCAAGGGCAUCUUCACCAAGGACUACAAGAAGACCAUUGGGGUCGACUUUCUGGAGAGACAGAUCAUAGUGAACGACGAGGACGUGAGAUUGAUGUUGUGGGACACGGCAGGACAGGAGGAGUUUGACGCCAUCACCAAGGCCUAUUACAGAGGAGCUCAGGCGUGUGUGCUGGUGUUCUCCACCACCGACAGAGACUCGUUCGAGGCCAUCGGCAGCUGGAGGGAGAAGGUGGAGAUGGAGGUGGGCGACAUUCCCACGGUCCUGGUGCAGAACAAGAUCGACCUGCUGGACGACACCGUGAUCAAGAAUGAAGAGGCCGAAGGUCUUGCUAAGAGGCUGAAACUGAGAUUCUACCGCACAUCAGUGAAGGAAGAUCUCAACGUCAAUGAAGUUUUUAAGUAUCUGGCUGACAAAUAUCUGCAUCGACUCAAGCAACAGUCAGCGGAGGAGAGCGAGGUCGUUCACACAUCCAGCAAUAAAAUAGGUGUUUUUAACACUUCCGGCGGCACUCAUCUGAACCAGAACAGCGGCGAUCUGAACGGGCGUGAUGUCAUCAACCUGCGACCAAACAAGCAGAGGACGAAGAAAACGAAAAACCCGUUCGGCGGCUGCAGACUCCUGUAGAACGGCUUCAUAGUGUGUGUGUGUGUGUGUGUGUGUGUGUGUGUCAUCCGUCACGGACUCCUGUGGAUGAGUGUGAGAGCUGCAACUGCUCCAAACAGCCGUUUCUGCGCCAAUAGCAGCAUUUCACGGAGGAAACACGACACACACAUGCUCUACUGGCGCAGAAGUGACGCGGCGUGUGCCCUCAGUGAGCGACGGUAAAUUGGAGGUCUGUUAAGAUAUUUUUGUAUGCGUAUUCAAAUCGUUUGGACACUGCCCCGUCCUCUCAUUUUAACAAUGAUUGUGGCUCAAAAUUGAAUCUAUGUUCUCACAGAUGUGCAUUAUUGGAUGUGGUACACAGCAGGGUAAUAUUCAGAUGUUCUCUAAUGAGAUUACUUACAAAAGAAACACACCAUUUGUGCAUUUGGACUGUUCAUCGUUUGUGCAAUAUGUUCGUAUGGAUGGAGAUGCAUAUUUGCAAUCUUCCCUUAACAGUAAUGUUCAUUUGUUUCUUAUAUGAGCAGUGUCAUGAAGGUCAACACAUACGUUCUUAUAGGUAUUUUUGUAUGAGAAAUGUAGUAAAGUAACGACUUACUGAAAUCCGUGACAUUAACACAGUGCCAAAAUGUUUCUACUUGUACGAAAUGUAAAUAGUGUUAGGAAAUGGUUGAACGAGUCAUAUUUUUAG
Messenger RNA from Pimephales promelas (fathead minnow), 1925 nucleotides. It is a transcript of the gene rab23, whose product is annotated as RAB23, member RAS oncogene family. Lineage: Eukaryota; Metazoa; Chordata; Actinopteri; Cypriniformes; Leuciscidae. The record is from RefSeq and is a predicted model, not a curated record. Gene Ontology annotation, molecular function: GTP binding; GTPase activity.